This is a messenger RNA of Prunus armeniaca (apricot), 618 nucleotides long. NCBI's taxonomy places the organism in Eukaryota, Viridiplantae, Streptophyta, Magnoliopsida, Rosales, Rosaceae. The record is from the annotation of a GenBank genome assembly.
AUGGCUUUGUUACUGGUUUGGAUCCCUACUCCAACGACAGCUCCAACUCGGAGGGCGUUUGCGAAUGUGCCAGUACUGCCUGCGUAUGUUGGUGAUACCGAUGGUAAUGUGUGUGUUUGGGAGUUGAAAGAUGACCACCAGAUGGACAAGGACAUGGACAUGGACGACGCUGCAUGCAAUGACAAUGGCAGAUGGUGUUUGGUAGGCAGAGUUACUCUGUUAGAUAUGCUUCCGGAAACCCCGUUGAUGGUAACAAGGAAAUAUCAGGGCAAAUGGCUUAACACGUUUUCUCAACACAUCAUCAUGUGCAACAUUCGCGAAGCAAGGCUAACGGAGGUUUCGAACAAGCUGUAUUAUUAUGUGGUGGCCGACACCGAUACUUACUCGACACAAACUGGCCUCCUCCUCCUCCUCGAAUUCCCACGUGUGCGUCAUGUAACCACUUAUACUACUAGUACUACUAGAGCCAGACGAGCCAUCAAGAGAAUGUUGCAUAAUAGAAAAGAAAAGCUAGCCAUUGCUUGUACUUCCUCAUUCCUCCACAGAAAAACAAAGCUAGCGCACUCCAUGCAUGCAAGGCAGCUAGCAACUAAUUCGAAAGGAUUCGAAGCUAGCUGA